This is a messenger RNA of Drosophila eugracilis, 735 nucleotides long. RefSeq lists its product as uncharacterized. The record is from RefSeq and is a predicted model, not a curated record. The transcript has a single exon. Bases 36 to 668 code for a protein of 210 amino acids. Lineage: Eukaryota; Metazoa; Arthropoda; Insecta; Diptera; Drosophilidae.
AUAACUUAUAAGAAAUCCUGUUCAAAUUUAUUGUCAUGCACACACACUUCAGUUUCUUUGGGUUUCUGAUACUGGUACGCUUCCUCGAAGUUCUGACCGUGCACAGCACUGGGAACUGCUCCUUCGCCUUCAAUACAUCCCUGACCAUGGUGUGCAAGGGCAAUGUACCGCAGGAUAUGUAUUUAAUGUUCCGCGACAACAGGGCACCCACGUCCACGCCCUUCAGCUUAUGGAGGAGCGAGGAGGAGAAGGGUACCGACCCCAUUCUCCUGGUAUCGUUCUACACCACGAUGCUGGCGGACUACGAUACCAUCUUUCUGCACGGAAGUGCCCUAUUCAAUGGCCACUUCUUCCUAGUGCGCUCGGCUAACAAGCCCGACGAAGUCCUGUUCUUCACCCCGUCCACCCUGCACUGCUUCCCCUUCAGUAUGCGAUAUCUGAGUGAGCUGAGGAGGUACUGCCUGGGCUAUAGCGUGGGAAAGGGCGAUGAUUUUGCCCAGAGGCCGAUCCUGCACUACGGCUCCUUGUUCAUAAAGAGACCCGAGAUUCAAAAGGAAAGUGCAAGUACUUGCAGUCCGACCACAGAACUGAUGAUCUUGUGUGCGAUUAUCGUUUAUAAAUCAUUAAUCAAUUUUGUAACAGAAAAUGUGUUUCAAUUAUCGAACUAAUUAAAUAUCAAAAUUACAAGCAAAAAUCGUCUUCGUCUUUGACGCCAUGAUUUAUCAUUCUGUACAC